AUGUCCGCGGCUUUCGCAUUGCAAGGACGAGAACCCCGCUCACACGCAGAUAUUAACACGGCCCGAAAGUUUAGUUUAAGAAUCAUUGUUAUAAACCGGCAGGGCAGCGAUCCACAUCUUAUCUACCCCAAAGCUGUCACCUGGAUAAAUCCUUACCGGUCGGUGCCGCUUGUUCCAGGCUCACUCCCCUGGGAUCACCCAAUAACCAAUCUCCCACGCGACCACGAGGAAGAGCCAUGGGGCUCCUUUCUUCGCGAUGUAACACCCAGAAAGAGAGAUAUAAUCGAUUCUCCUGAAGAUGAUGGGUUCUUGGUAGCAAACUACACGGUCUUAAAGGAAGACCCAGGAAAUGACUCCAUAGCUACAGCCAAUGAGCGAAACCGGUCAAAGAGUAGGGAUAGUGCUUACCAAAAAUUUCCUGGAGUUACCCCUGAGCCCUUGGGCACUGAAAAACGCCAAUUGAAGGAAGAAUAUACAUUCCCGGACUACGAAUACAGCCUCCGAUGA
Molecule: messenger RNA, 507 nt
Organism: Orbilia oligospora ATCC 24927
Lineage: Eukaryota; Fungi; Ascomycota; Orbiliomycetes; Orbiliales; Orbiliaceae
Exons: 2
Coding region: 1-507 (168 amino acids)
Source: RefSeq, a predicted model, not a curated record